Cynara cardunculus var. scolymus (artichoke) is the source of this 4106-nucleotide messenger RNA. Its product is annotated as pentatricopeptide repeat-containing protein At5g55840. The transcript is spliced from 2 exons. Gene Ontology annotation, molecular function: protein binding. Lineage: Eukaryota; Viridiplantae; Streptophyta; Magnoliopsida; Asterales; Asteraceae. The record is from RefSeq and is a predicted model, not a curated record. The coding region runs from base 31 to 3489 and encodes 1152 amino acids.
CUAACCAGUAACCAAGAAGAAAGGCCAAGUAUGCUACGCUCUUCGAAAAUUUCCUUAUUCCAGAAGAAACUAUCAUUUAGGCACUUCUCGCACAUGGGUUCUCUCAAAAAGCCAAAAAGAUCGCUUAACCGAAGCAAAGCUGUGAUGGAGCAGAAGAACUCUGGUCUGGAACUGGAGAAUAGCAUCUAUGCAAUUCUGACAAUUAGCAGAUGGGAGUCUUUAAAUCAAAUGAAUUACAAACGGGUUUCCCUCAGGCCAGUUCAUGGAAGGCUAGCUUUGAAAUUUCUCAAUUGGGUAAUCAAACAACCUGCCUUUCAACAACUCAAGAACCUCACUUAUGUUUACUGUAUAACUGUUCAUAUACUAGUUAAAGCAAGGAUGUAUGCCUCUGUAAAAUUGAUUUUGACGCAAUUAUCUGAGAUGGGUAUUGGCCCCAACUCCAUUUUUGUUGCUUUGAUGGACACUUACCCUCUUUGUAAGUCAAAUCCUGCUGUUUUCGACCUUUUGAUUCGGGUUUACUUGCAAGAAUCUUUGGUUAAGGAUGCCUUGGAGAUUUUUCAUUUGAUGGGGGCGCGGGGUUUUAGGCCGUCUGUUAAUACUUGUAACAUGAUUUUAGCUGCGAUGGGGAAAGACAACCGGGCAGGAUCAGGGUCUGCUUGGUUACUUUUUAAGGAAAUGCUUCGGAUGAAUGUGUGCCCAAAUGUUGGUACUUUUAAUGUACUUUUGAAUGUUCUUUGCCUUAACGGGAAGAUUAAGAAAGCUGGACAUCUUGUUUGGAAAAUGGAAGAGGGUGGUUAUGUCCCAACUUUGGUUACUUACAAUACAUUGCUCAAUUGGUACUUCAAAAAGGGAAGAUACAAGGCAGCUCUCGAGCUGCUUGAUCACAUGGGUCAUAAGGGUCUUGAAGCAGAUGUGUGCACAUAUAACAUGUUUAUAGAUAAUUUGUGUCAAAACAAUAGGAGUGCUAAAGGUUACUUGUUGUUGAAAAAGAUGAGAAAAAGGAUGGUUUCUCCCAAUACGGUCACUUAUAAUACUCUCGUUAAGGGGUUUAUUAGGGAAGGGAAGACUGGAGUUGCGGUUCACGUUUUCAAUGAGAUGUUGAACUUUAGGAUUUCUCCAAAUAUUGUAACUUAUAAUGCUUUGAUUGAUGGGUAUUGUCGGGAAGGUAGUUUCAACGAAGCUAUAGAACUUCUCAACGAGAUGGAAGAAUGGGGAUUAAGGCCUAAUGAAUUUAGUUAUGGUGUUGUUUUGGAUGGCUUGUGUAAGCUUGGAGAGUUAAAUUCAGCUUUUAGCCUUUUAGAACGCAUGAAAAUGAACGGAAUUCUUGUUAAUCAUAUUCCCUAUACAAUGUUAAUCCAUGGAUUUUGCAGAAGUAAGAUGCUCAAAGAAGGUGUGCAAGUUCUUGAUAAAUUGAUACAAAAUGGUGUCGAUCCUGAUGUCGUUACAUAUUCAGUACUCAUAAAUGGGUUUUCUAGAGAAGGGAAGUUAAAGAAUGCAAAGGAGAUGAUGUGUAAAAUGUAUAAAUCAGGUGUGACACCAAACAAAGUGAUAUAUUCUACAUUGAUGUAUAAUUGUUGCAUCCAUGGAAAGGUAAAUGAAGCGAUGCAAAUUUAUGCGACUAUGAAUCGGGAUGGUCAUGAUCCGGAUCUUUUCCUAUGUAACAAACUAGUUGCUGCAUUUUGUAAAAGUAAAAGAGUGGGAGAAGCAAUGGAAUUAAUGAAGCACAUGGGUAGGAUUGGUAUUAUUUCUAACACUGCAACUUUUGACUGCAUUAUAAACUGCUAUGUAAGCAUGGGAAAUGGAUUAAAGGCGUUGUCUUUAUAUGAAGAAAUGGUCAAUUUGGGUCAUCAACCUAGCUCUUAUACGUACGGAACUCUACUAAAAGCACUUUGUUACGGUGGGAAUUUUGAAGAGGCGGAGAAAUUCUUGAACAAAAUCCGUUGCAUUCCACAUGCUUUAGAUGUUGUUGCUUACAACAUGUUACUGGCUGAGAUUUGUAGAUCGGGCAACUUACAAGCUGCUGUUUUCUUGGUGAAAGACAUGGUCCGUAACAAUGUGAUUCCUGAUAGUCAUACUUAUACUUGUAUUUUGGCCAGUUUGUGUAAGAAGGGUAAAAUGGUCAGUGCCAUUCUUCUUUCGGAACACUGGAUGCAAAAGGGAGCUCUUUUGCCCAACCAUGUCACUUACACAUGCUUAAUUGACGGUCUUUUUAAAGUGGGACAGCCAAAGACUGCUGCUUUUUACCACGAGAAGAUGGUAGGAGAGGGCCUCGUUGUUGAUACAAUUCUACUCAAUGUACUUAUGGAUGGUUAUUCGAGAAUGGGAAACAUGUCUAUGGUUUAUGGUUUAUUUUCUAGGAUGAGAGAUGGAAGUUUAUCACCUAGUUUGGCUACAUAUAACAUUCUCUUGCAUGGGUACUCAAAACAACAGGAUAUAUUGAGUUGCUUUGCAGUAUAUGGUACCCUUUUGAGAGAAGGUUUUGUUCCUGAUAAACUAACAUGUCAUGCCCUAAUUUACGGACUUUGUAAUGUGGGUAUGCUUGAUUUUGCAGUCAAGAUCUUGAAAAAUAUGAUCUUGAAAGGUACAAUUGCUGACAAAUGUACGUUUGAUAUGAUAAUCUCUGAAUGCAGCAAUAGGCGGCAAAUUGUGAAAGCUUCUGAAUUGUUGGAUAUUAUGAGUGCGUUUAGAGUUUUUCCGGAUCAAGAUACGUUCAAUAUCUUUCUUAAAGGAAUCAAAGAAAAGUAUGGUUGCCGACCCGCUCAUUCUUUUCUCAAUGAGAUGAUGGAGAAAGGUUUUGUUCCUAGUGAAAAACAAAUUGUUCGUUUAAUUACCCGUAUGUGUAGUGUGGGAAAUGUCAAAAGGGCGAUUAAGCUAAAAAGUGAAAUCCAAGCACUUGGUGUCCCAUCACGUAAUGUAGCCGAGAGUGCUAUGGUUCGAGGACUUGUGCAGAAAGGAAGAGUUGAAGAAGCCCUUUUGGUAUUUGAUUGUAUGCUUAGAGCGAAUCUUGUUCCUACACCUGCUACUUUUACCACUUUGAUGCAUUCCUUUUGCAAAAAACGCGACUUCGUUGAGGCGUUGAAGUUAAAACACAUUAUGGAAAUACAUCAUGUAAGAUUUGACGCUGUUACCUACAACGUUCUGAUAACGGGCUUUUGUGGUAAUGGUGAUUUGGUCGAAGCAUUGAAGCUAUACAAAGAGAUGAAGAAAAGAGGCAUUUGUCCCACAGUCACCACAUUUGCUGUUCUAGUCGAGUCUUUUUGCAAGGAAAAUGAUUUCCCAGAUGGGGAUACGAUUUUGAUGGAUUUAUGCAAAAGGGGUUUGUUAUCGGAAGAUGAGAUCACUCAAGAUACGGCCAAUACUUUUUACGUUGCUUUGAAGAAGUUGAACAUCUUAAGGCACAAGAGAAACAGAAUCAACUUCUCAAGGACACCGAGUGCCAAGAAACAACUUCCUGUGAAUACCGGGUUUGUUAGAUCAACGGGCUUGUAGAUUUGGUGAUUAUGUUUGGGAUCUUGUAUGAUGAUACGGCUCGGUGUUCCAAAGCUUUUGCUUAAUUAUGGUAAGUCAUCUGUUAUUUACUAAUCAUAUAUAACACAACCUUCCCAUGGCUGAAAAGAUGAAACUGCACUCCGUUCUGCUUCAAAAUUCGACAACUGUAUCUGAUUGAUUGCUAAGUUCGCCCCCUUUUCCUUUAUACGAGUAUAUCCUCUUAAUUUAUGUUUCGUUAUAUUAAGCAGAAUCAUAUGAAACCUUAAGGCGAGAGGUUGAUGAAACAGAAGCUCAUUCUUAGCCAGUUUGUGUUGGUAAAUGAAGCAUUGGGCAUUUUCAUAUAUCUGCUGCUUGUAUAUAUGGUUCAAGGUACAGAUGAUAUAUAUUUUUGUGAUUUGUAUAUAGAUACUGAUGAAAUAAUUUAACUAGGAAAAAGGAGCAUUUCAUUCUUAGACGAAGGAUCGUGUGAGAAGGAAAGUUAUGAUGAGAAGCAUAAGAAGAGAUCUGAACCCUUGAUCACUUUUGAUCUCAUGCCCACCAUGAAUUCCGCUUUAGAAGGGAUUUGGUCUGGUGCAUCUCGUUGCACCUUAUUAGUGUUGACAUUCAAUUAAGAUUGA